Molecule: messenger RNA, 671 nt
Organism: Closterium sp. Naga37s-1
Lineage: Eukaryota; Viridiplantae; Streptophyta; Zygnematophyceae; Desmidiales; Closteriaceae
Source: the annotation of a GenBank genome assembly
AAAGCUAAACUCAGUCAAGUUACUGGGCCCGUUUCCUUCAGCCAUUGGCAACUUGACCAGCUUGACAAUUUUGAACCUUCGUGACAACAAUCUGUGGAGCACUAUCCCAGACUCCUUCAGCCGCCUCAGAAGCCUUCAUUUGUUCGAUCUCUACUUGAGUGGUGUGACCGGGGCUAUUCCCACUUUCAUUGCGGACUUCACCACCCUGACAUACUUGGGCCUUGCCCGAAGUAACUUUGUGGGCAACCUUCCUGCUUCGCUCGGAAGUCUCAAGGACCUUCGUGUCUUGGAUCUGAAGUUUGCCGAAGUCACAUGCCCGCGUGACUUCACCGAGUGCGUGGUCGAGCAACAUCCCCAAAGUGCUUUCUGCGGCGUAUGCCAAUCCUUCUGCUCCACCUGUGUGACGGCUGCAGCAGCAUCGCCAGGGAGCACUAUAGCGUCCCCAUCACCCCCCAAUGCCUCCCAAAAACCUCCCCCCUCACCUGCAGCGUCCAACCCCCAGCCUAGCAGCUUGUCAGCAGCAGCCAUUGCGGGUAUUGCUGUGGUUUCUGUGCUGCUGCUGCUGCUGGUUGUUGCACUGGUAUGGUGGAGGGGCUACAAAAAAGGUGGAUCAGAAGGAGCAGCAACUGCAGUCAAGGAGAGCAAGGAUGUGCUAUUGAGGGAUAUUGAUG